AGAGCCUGGGUGAUUUUCAAGCCCAGCUCUACCCACCCAAGUGGCUGUGAUACAGGCUUUCACUGAAGACUUAUUACUCUUAAAAGAGCAAUUUGGUUGGUUGCACGGCUAUUAGGAUCACACAGGCAGCCUGAGAGCUGUCAGUACAACUGCUUCUCAUCUUUUUCACACAGUCCUGACAUCUUUUCUCUUUUUGGCUGGACACAGACAUUCCUGUUUUUAUCAUUUUCAAUCAAGCUCACGCAGGACGCUGAGGAAUACAUUCCCAUUGAGAGCCAAGUGGAAAAGAGAAAUUAUUUGCUAGCUCCUGGAGUAGAAGCAGUCAGUGCUGACUGCGUGCUGAAGAGCAGGAGCCGGAUCUGUGAGAAAUGUAGCUUGGCUCAGGGCUACAUCAGAGAGCUCUCCUUCAGCUACUAAAAGAUGGCAAAACAACACCUACCUCCGGCUUGUCAAUGAUUAAUGCUAUUUUCAUAAGCACCGGGAGGGAAGAUGAUGUGAAAAAUUUGAUGAAAUUCACUUGUGGAAAUGUUAUCAUCAGAGAAAGUGGGGAAAAUUACUAGGCUUGAACUUCUCUUGGUUUUGAUGCUCUUUUUCUCUGGACCAACUCUGAGCAAGCUGACCCGGACCCCCUGGAAAGGAAAAUCUUGGAAGGGGGGAUCUCGUCUUCGCCAGGAGGACUUUCCACCACGGAUAGUGGAACACCCUUCUGAUGUCAUUGUGUCUAAGGGUGAGCCCACCACUCUGAACUGUAAGGCAGAGGGCCGACCGACACCCACCAUUGAAUGGUACAAGGAUGGGGAGCGGGUGGAGACAGACAAGGAUGACCCCCGGUCUCACAGGAUGCUUCUGCCCAGCGGGUCCUUAUUCUUCUUGCGCAUCGUUCAUGGGCGCAGAAGUAAACCGGAUGAAGGGAGCUACGUCUGCGUGGCAAGGAACUAUCUUGGUGAAGCUGUGAGUCGAAAUGCAUCUCUGGAAGUGGCAUUGUUGCGAGAUGACUUCAGGCAGAACCCGACAGAUGUGGUCGUUGCAGCUGGAGAACCUGCAAUCCUGGAAUGCCAGCCUCCCCGAGGACACCCAGAACCAACCAUCUACUGGAAAAAAGACAAAGUUCGCAUUGACGACAAGGAAGAAAGAAUAAGUAUCCGUGGUGGAAAACUGAUGAUCUCUAACACCAGGAAGAGUGAUGCAGGAAUGUACACCUGUGUUGGCACCAAUAUGGUUGGGGAAAGAGACAGUGACCCAGCAGAGCUGACUGUCUUUGAACGACCUACAUUUCUCAGGAGGCCAAUCAACCAGGUGGUGCUGGAGGAAGAAACUGUAGAAUUCCGCUGUCAGGUUCAGGGGGACCCUCAGCCAACCGUGAGAUGGAGGAAGGAUGAUACAGACUUGCCCAGGGGAAGGUAUGACAUCAAGGAUGAUUACACUCUGAGAAUUAAGAAGGCCAUUAGUACUGAUGAAGGUGCCUAUAUGUGUGUUGCUGAGAAUCGGGUAGGAAAAGUAGAAGCCUCUGCUACCCUCACUGUCCGAGUUCGCCCUGUUGCUCCUCCACAAUUUGUGGUUAGGCCAAGAGAUCAGAUUGUUGCUCAGGGUCGGACGGUGACUUUUCCCUGUGAAACUAAAGGAAACCCACAGCCAGCAGUGUUUUGGCAGAAAGAAGGCAGCCAGAACCUCCUUUUCCCAAACCAACCCCAGCAACCCAACAGUCGAAGUUCAGUAUCACCAACCGGAGACCUCACGAUCACCAACAUCCAACGUUCUGAUGCGGGUUACUACAUCUGUCAGGCCUUAACUGUGGCAGGAAGUAUUUUAGCAAAAGCUCAACUGGAGGUUACUGAUGUUUUGACAGAUAGACCUCCACCCAUAAUACUCCAAGGCCCAGUAAACCAAACACUAGCAGUAGAUGGUACAGCCUUACUGAAAUGUAAAGCCACUGGUGACCCUCUUCCUGUAAUUAGCUGGUUAAAAGAAGGAUUUACUUUCCUGGGUAGAGAUCCACGAACAACUAUCCAAGAGCAAGGAACACUGCAGAUCAAGAAUUUACGGAUUUCUGAUACUGGCACUUACACUUGUGUGGCUACAAGCUCAAGUGGGGAGACUUCUUGGAGUGCUGUGCUAGAUGUGACUGAAUCUGGAGCAACGAUCAGUAAAAAUUAUGAUUUAAAUGACCUGCCAGGGCCACCCUCCAAACCACAAGUCACUGACGUUACUAAGAACAGUGUCACCUUAUCCUGGCAACCGGGCACCCCUGGAACUCUCCCAGCAAGUGCAUAUAUCAUUGAGGCUUUCAGCCAAUCAGUGAGCAAUAGCUGGCAGACAGUGGCCAACCAUGUGAAGACUACCCUUUAUACUGUGAGAGGACUGCGUCCCAAUACCAUCUACUUGUUCAUGGUGAGAGCAAUCAACCCCCAAGGACUCAGUGAUCCCAGCCCGAUGUCAGACCCUGUGCGCACACAAGAUAUCAGCCCCCCAGCCCAAGGUGUAGACCACAGACAAGUACAGAAGGAGCUGGGAGAUGUCCUUGUCCGCCUGCAUACUCCAGUUGUACUGACUCCCACUACUGUUCAGGUCACAUGGACGGUGGAUCGCCAGCCCCAGUUUAUUCAAGGCUACCGAGUGAUGUACCGUCAGACUUCAGGCCUGCAAGCUUCAACUUCCUGGCAGAAUUUAGAUGCCAAAGUGCCAACAGAGCGAAGUGCUGUUUUAGUCAAUCUGAAAAAGGGGAUGACCUAUGAAAUUAAAGUACGGCCAUAUUUUAAUGAGUUCCAAGGAAUGGAUAGUGAAUCCAAAACGGUUCGUACUACCGAAGAAGCCCCGAGUGCCCCUCCCCAGUCUGUCACUGUGCUGACAGUGGGAAGCCACAACAGCACGAGCAUUAGUGUUUCCUGGGACCCUCCCCCUCCUGAUCACCAGAAUGGAAUCAUUCAGGAAUACAAGAUCUGGUGUCUGGGAAAUGAAACACGAUUCCAUAUCAACAAAACUGUGGAUGCAUCAAUUCGGUCUGUAAUCAUAGGUGGCUUGUUCCCAGGAAUUCAGUAUCGGGUAGAGGUAGCAGCAAGCACCAGUGCAGGAGUUGGAGUGAAAAGUGAACCACAACCAAUAGUAAUUGGGGGACGUAAUGAGGUUGUGAUUACUGAAAACAACAAUAGCAUAACGGAACAAAUCACUGAUGUUGUGAAGCAACCGGCCUUCAUAGCUGGCAUUGGAGGUGCCUGCUGGGUAAUUCUCAUGGGCUUUAGCAUCUGGCUGUACUGGAGAAGAAAGAAGAGAAAGGGCCUGAGCAAUUAUGCUGUUACAUUUCAAAGAGGAGAUGGAGGAUUAAUGAGCAAUGGAAGCCGCCCAGGACUUCUCAAUGCCAGUGAUCCAAAUUACCCAUGGCUUGCUGAUUCUUGGCCAGCCACGAGCUUACCAGUAAACAACAGCAAUAGUGGUCCAAAUGAAAUUGGGAAUUUUGGGCGUGGAGAUGUGCUGCCACCAGUUCCAGGCCAAGGGGACAAAACAGCAACUAUGCUCUCUGAUGGAGCCAUUUAUAGCAGCAUUGACUUCACUACCAAAACCACCUACAACAGUUCCAGCCAAAUUACUCAGGCUACCCCGUAUGCCACCACACAGAUCUUACAUUCUAACAGCAUCCAUGAACUGGCUGUUGAGCUUCCUGAUCCCCAGUGGAAAAGUUCAAUUCAACAAAAAACAGAUCUGCUGGGAUUUGGCUAUUCUCUGCCUGAUCAGAACAAAGGUAACAAUGCCUUACUUUACAUCCCUGACUACCGAUUGGCUGAGGGAUUGUCUAAUAGAAUGCCACACAACCAGUCACAGGAUUUCAGCACCACCAGCUCUCACAACAGCUCAGAAAGGAGUGGCAGUCUCUCAGGUGGGAAAGGUGGGAAAAAGAAGAAAACCAAAAAUUCUUCUAAACCACAGAAAAACAAUGGAUCCACUUGGGCUAAUGUCCCUCUACCUCCUCCUCCAGUCCAGCCCCUUCCUGGUACAGAGCUGGAUCACUAUGCAGCUGAGCAGCAGGAAAAUGGCUAUGACAGCGACAGCUGGUGCCCACCAUUACCGGUGCAAACAUACCUGCACCAGGGUAUGGAAGAUGAACUGGAAGAAGAUGAUGACCGUGUCCCAACACCCCCUGUCCGCGGUGUGGCUUCUUCUCCAGCCGUCUCUUUUGGGCAGCAGUCCACUGCCACUCUUACUCCAUCUCCACGUGAAGAGAUGCAACCCAUGCUGCAAGCUCACCUGGAUGAGCUGACGCGAGCCUAUCAGUUUGACAUAUCAAAGCAGACGUGGCACAUUCAAAGCAAUAAUCCUCCUCCACAGCCCCCAGUUCCACCAUUAGGUUACGUGUCCGGAGCCUUGAUUUCUGAUUUGGAAACAGAUGUUCCAGAUGAUGAUGCAGAUGAUGAAGAGGAACCUUUAGAAAUGCCCAGACCCCUGAGAGCACUAGACCAGACACCUGGGUCCAGUAUGGACAAUCUAGACAGCUCUGUGACAGGUUCAAUGGUAAAUGGAUGGGGCUCUGCAUCUGAUGAGGAUCGUAACUUUUCUAGUCAUAGAUCUAGUGUAGGUAGCUCCUCAGAUGGCUCCAUCUUUGCCAGCGGCAGCUUUGCACAAGCACUGGUGGCAGCAGCAGAUAAAGCUGGUUUUAGGCUGGAUGGAACCAGCCUGACCAGAACAGGAAAACCCUUUACCUCCUCUCAAAGGCCUCGACCCACCAGCCCGUUUUCUACUGACAGUAAUACCAGUGCAGCCCUGAGUCAAAGUCAGAGGCCUCGGCCCACCAAAAAACACAAGGGAGGGCGGAUGGACCCACAGCCAGCAUUGCCUCAUCGACGGGAAGGGAUGCCAGAUGAUCUUCCCCCACCACCAGAUCCCCCACCAGGUCAGGGUUUAAGGCAGCAAAUAGGCUCGAGCCAGCAUGCUGGUAACGUGGAAAGCUCAACAGAGAGAAAAGGAAACUCUCUAGAGAGACAACAUGCAUCCAACUUAGAAGACACAAAGAGCUCAUUGGAUUGUCCAGCUAAAACCUCUCUAGAGUGGCAGCGACAAACCCAGGAAUGGAUAAACGCCACAGAGCGCCAAGAAGAUACACGGAAAGCCCCACACAAACAAGGUGCUGGACCAGAGGAGGCCCUGGUGCCCUACAGCAAGCCCAGUUUCCCAUCUCCAGGUGGCCACAGCUCAUCAGGAACAGCUUCUUCUAAAGGAUCCACUGGACCUCGGAAACCUGAGGUGCUAAGGGGAGGCCACCAGCGCAAUGCCAGCGACCUUCUUGACAUAGGAUAUAUGGGCCCAAGUAGUCAAGGACAGUUUACAGGUGAAUUAUAGUAACUGAGAGGAGAUCUACCAAGCUGCUCUGAUGGACCGACAGGUCUGAACUCAUGGACGUAAUGACACUAAACAGUGCAAUGAACAAUUUCUUUAUUUAUGUACUAUUAAAAACUGUAAAUGCAAUGUAAAGACACACAGCCACACAUAUCCCACAGACAUUUUAAUUGUGUUCUUCUCUUAAUUACACCACCCACCUUAACUCUUUCUUGUCAGGAGUAUAUUAAGAAAAAAAAGAAAGAAAAUAAAACUCACUCUCCAGGAAGAAAAAAGGAUUUUCCUCUGUAUAUAAUUUCUUUUGUGCAUUGCUAUGCAAGCUCACUCCUUUUAGCUCUGUUCAUAUUGUUGUCUGUUCUUAUUGGUCUGUUGUACUAUAUGUGAAUUAAUGGGCUGUGGUGCCAUAUAUUAACUUUUAAUUGUGUAACUUUUAUGUUUAAAUUUUGCACUGCAAUUUUAUUUGGUGAUAAGCACAAAUCUCUACUCCUCAUGACAUGAAGAAAAGAUUGAAUGUGAAGGGAGUUUCUGUACUGUAAGUUAGGUUGGAUGAUGCUGGUGUAACCAAUCAUGUUAGAAGGUUUUCAGUUGGGAUGUAGAAAUAGGAAGAUGCAAAGGAACAAUGGUGUUGGCAAAGUCUUUUUUGAAUAUCAGGAAUUGAGUCAAUUUAAAAAAGCAAAAAGAUGGCUUUUACUAUUGACAAAAAUAGGGGUCAAAGAAGAAAGUUUAAGUCUUUAGGCUGAAUAUGCAUUAAAGUAUGCAGGAAGCAAAGAUGUACUAAACUUGCAAAAAAAAUUCCAAGAUUUAUUUAGAAUCAACUUUACCUAUCAUUGUAUUGACCCAUCUGAAAAUUACAAUGAGUAAAACAAAAUUAUGGUAUCUUAUAAGAGCUGUGUUUAUAUUACAGAUUUAAACAGCAGUUUCUGAAUUACCAUAAUUAAUCUCUCCAACUCAUUUUGAGAAUAUAACAUGAAGUUCCCCAAGGAAAAACAUAAAAUGAAGUCUACCAUAUCUAGCAAAUAGUUAGAGAAGCAAUUAAUUAUUAGGACAUACUCGAGCUGCUUUCAAAUAUGAACUUACUGCAAUAUCUUGUUUCAUCUUUCUAAUACAUGUACAGUACACACUAGAGGAUACCAUUGCAUCACUUAAGUUCAUAAUUUUUUUAAAAUAAAUAUAUUGCAGUCUCUAUAAGAUUUUGUGUUUCAUUUACUUCAAAAGUAAAGUUGAUACCACCAAACAUAUAGCCAAAUUCUAGGUGCAUAACAGCAAUUCUCGCAGUAGGUUCAGUUGCAGUAAGAUUUAUGGGAAUCAAUCUUUUGUGGUAAAUUUUCAGAAAUUGGCUACCAACUAAAAUCUGUUUGACCCACUUUGAAUGAGUAAACUGGAAAGAAAAGUGAAAAGCGGUAAAAAUGCAUGUUUAUACACUUUUAAAAUAAAACCAAAUCUUGUAAGUGGACAUUAA
Messenger RNA from Jaculus jaculus (lesser Egyptian jerboa), 6781 nucleotides. RefSeq names its product roundabout guidance receptor 2 (gene Robo2). The transcript is spliced from 30 exons. Gene Ontology annotation, molecular function: protein binding. The record is from RefSeq and is a predicted model, not a curated record. NCBI's taxonomy places the organism in Eukaryota, Metazoa, Chordata, Mammalia, Rodentia, Dipodidae. The coding region runs from base 526 to 5325 and encodes 1599 amino acids.